This is a messenger RNA of Lolium perenne, 1784 nucleotides long. Its product is annotated as cytochrome P450 CYP94D108-like. NCBI's taxonomy places the organism in Eukaryota, Viridiplantae, Streptophyta, Magnoliopsida, Poales, Poaceae. The record is from RefSeq and is a predicted model, not a curated record. Gene Ontology annotation, molecular function: heme binding; oxidoreductase activity, acting on paired donors, with incorporation or reduction of molecular oxygen; iron ion binding.
UCAUCUCUUAGCAUGCACCAGCACAUGCUCUGGGAAGUUAAAGUUUGAUCUAAAUCAUCCGAACCGGCCGGUAUAUGGAACUCUCCUUGACCGCAUCCCUCCUCCUCCUCCUCAUAUGUCUCCCACCCCUUGUUUACUUUUUCUAUCUGCAAUUGCAAGUAGAUGACUCCAAGACGCAGCGUCACGACCAUGGCCUCAAGGUGUAUCCCAUCCUGGGCACGACUCCUCACUUCAUCAAGAACCGCCACCGCUUGCUGGAGUGGUCGACCGGCUUCCUCCAGACCAGCCCCACGCACACCAUGUCUUUCAAGGUGCUGGGCCACUCCGGCAGCGCCUUCACGGCCAACCCGGCAAAUGUCGAGCACAUACUGAAGACGAACUUUGAGAACUAUCCCAAAGGCGAGCUCGCGGAUAUGCUGGAUGACUUCCUUGGCCGCGGCAUCUUCAACUCCGAUGGAGAGGAGUGGCUGCAACAGCGCAAGACCGCCAGCUACGAGCUCAACAAGCGCUCGCUAAGGAACUUCGUGGUGCAUGCCGUCCGUUUUGAGGUGGUGGAGCGGCUGCUGCCGCUCCUCGAGCGGGCGGCGGGGCCUGGGCGCCGCACUUUGGACAUGCUGGACGUUCUCGAGGGCUUCGCCUUCGACAACAUAUGCCGCGUGGCUUUCGGCGAAGACCCGGCUUGCCUCACGGAGGAAGGCCUGCGAGGGAGAAACCAGAGCAUGGAGGUGAUGCAGGCCUUCAACGUCGCGAAGAACACCAUCAUGACCAGGUUCCUGUUGCCCUCCUGGGUGUGGCGCCUGCUGAGGCUGCUGGACCUGGAGCCCGAGAGGAAGAUGCGCAAGGCGAUCGCCGUCAUCCACGGCUACGCCAACAAGAUCAUCCAGCAGCGUAGAGAUAGCGGGGGGACAGCAGGGUCGGCGACCAAGGAUGACCUUUUGUCUCGCUUCGCCGCGUCUGGCGAGCACACGGACGAAGGCCUAAUCUACGUGGUCACCAACUUCAUCGUCGCCGGCCGCGACGCAACCGCGGGUUCAGUCUCCUGGCUCUUCUGGCUGGUGUCCUCCCGGCCCCAGGUGGAAGAAAAGAUCGUGAGCGAGAUCCGCGCGGUUCGUGCGAGAAGCGGCGGUGACGCCACGACGACGACGGCCACCACCACGUUCAGGUUCGACGAGCUCCGCGAAAUGCACUACCUCCAGGCGGCCCUCACGGAGUCCAUGCGGCUGUACCCCCCGGUUGCUCUCAACACACGCAUCUGCCGCCGGGACGAUCUUCUUCCUGACGGCACCUUCGUCGGAAAAGGGUGGCAGAUGACCUACUGCCCGUACGCCAUGGCACGGUUGGAGGACGUGUGGGGCAAAGACUGCGAGGUUUUCAAGCCAGAGCGAUGGCUGGAUGAAGCGGGCGCGUUCCAGCCGGUGGCCCCGUGCAAGUACCCGGUGUUCCACGCCGGACCCAGGAUGUGCCUCGGCAAGGAGAUGGCCUACAUACAGAUGAAAUCCAUCGUGGCAUGCAUAUACGAGCGGUUCAGCUUGCGGUACAUCGGCGGGGAGGGACAUCCCGGGCUCCAGCUCGCAGGGACGCUGCGUAUGGCAGGCGGUUUGCCGAUGCAGAUAAUUCCAAGGGUAGGGCCAGCGGCCUAGCUCAAAUUGGACGAAUCCAUUUCUUCACUUAGUUCUUCAUUUUCUAAUUGCCUUCCCUUUUCACUUCGCAUAUGUCUACGGCAGUUUAUGUUGAGAUUCACCUAUGGAUCAAUCAUAUCAAAAGUUCAAAACAGAUGAAAAUAA